AAAAAAUACCCACUCUUUACUGAAUCACCUUCAUUGGUUCCAUCACUGCCACCCACAUGCUCUGCGUGCUGAAAGGAGAACAAAACGCUCUUUUAAAAAAUCUCUUCAAAGACAAAGCUGACUUUUAUUGUUAUUAUUUUUUUUAAUUUAGUGAAUGCCAAACAUUUUGGUCACAGCUAAUUUGAGGCAGUCAGGUGCUCCAAAAACGUAUGCUUUUGGUUGGGUUGCUGACUGAGCAGUCAUCAGAGCAGUGACAUUUUGGACCAGCUGAGAAGGUCGCCAGAGCUGUGACCUUUUGUGACAUACUUUGAUCUGUUCCUUAGUCUUCCUUCGUGGACAUGCCCUGGAUUCUGUCUUUUUUUUGGUGCUAAGUGCUUGUAUUGUUGUUCUUUAUUGUCUUAGUGACUCAGAAUAUUCAAGAAGCUGCAUGCAAUGUUAACAGGAAUUGAGGCUGUGGCUUUUGUUCUUUUGGCUGUAAUAAAUAACCCCUGAUUAUUGAAAUACAAUCAUCUUUUAGCUAAACACAAAUUUAGGGACAUUGCAACCACUUUCUUCAGGAUCUGUAGUUAAAUAGGGCUUUAGCACAAGCAGUAUUCAUCUCUUGGGGGAUUCAGCUGCAUAGCUGUGUGUACACGUGCACUGAGGUGCUUUGCUUUGUUACCUGCAGUAUAUCUGAUCCCUUUGGUAGCACCCUUCUCUGAGCUGCUUUCACACAGCGUUGGGCUCUGGAUCUGAACUGUGCCCAUUCACUCUUAUUCUGGGACACAUAAAGAUGCUCGUGCUGAAGAGGGUAUCUUGAGCCAUAGUAAACUAUAGUGUCAAUAUUGAUAUCAUGGGUGCCCACUGAGGGCUGGGUCCUAGGUCUCUUUAUCAUUGGUUGCAGUGCUUUCUUUCUUACUCUGUGAUGGCAAGAUCAAGGCUGAGGUGGUGUAAGCAGAAGCAGGACCUGUAGGAGCUGGUUUGGAGACUGUCAGCAAUCAAUUUCUGCCCUGUAUCAAGUGUUUACAGAUAUGUUUUUUUUUUAUCCCGGGGAGCACAAAGACUUUCUGCUUCUAAAUAUUUAGAAAUGAGUCUGUCCCAGCGUGCAUAAAGGAGCCAUUCUCUUUCUGUGUACCCAGCCCGUGAAGGCCUUUGACAGCCAACGUUACAAAAGGGCUUUGACCGCACACAUGGCUUGAAGGGUUACUUUGUGAACUGAAUAAUUAGUUUAGACGUAAAUUUGAUAAAUAGCAAGCUCUCCCUUGACCUUUCCUUGCCCAGGCUGUGUGUUAUCGUUCUGCUGGGCAGCUAAUUUAGCCUCUUCCCCAUGCAGUGAUGCUGGCCUUGAGUGCCCGCUCGGAGCCCUCGCCUGGUGCAAUAACAACGUGUUUCAGUUCUUUUAAUUUAGGUCAAAUUUCAAAGGACUAAUUUAAGAUUUCCACAAGGGACAGCCUAAUUCUGUGUCUUGUGGAAAAAAAAACCAAACCAAAACAAAAACAUCAUAGUUUAAAAUGGCCCUGAAUGCUUGUUUGGGAAUCUGCUAGGAGCUGUGGUGAGCGAGGCCUUCUGUGGACUCCGGAGCGACCAAAGAUUUGUCACCUGAGCUCUAUCUCAGUUCACGGACGCUGAACAACAUACAAACACAUUCAGCGUGGUACCCAGAGGAGUAUGGAGCUUUUUGUAAGCACACUGCUUUAUCUGCAGGCUCGAAGGGUUGAACGUUGCAGGUGGUCACAGCGUGGUGAGCUGCUUCGUUAAGUGUUGUGCCCCACCUGAUGAGGUCACAGGGUCCUGCAGGGUGUCUCUCAGGAACCAUUCUGUGAUGAUUCCAUGACCAUGCAGCGGAUGGAAGGAAGGCUGAGUGGCAGUGGGAUGCCUGCUGUCACCCAGAGCAGUGUGCACGCUCGGUGCAGCUGACCCUCUCUAUGUUGUGGACUGUAAGGCAUGGAUGCACCUCUGGGUCAGAGCCGCCAACCAAAUACCAAAUCUCUCAGCCAGAUGUACACUCAGCACUUCCAGGAGAACCACUUGAGUUGCGCUGUCAAUUGAAAGACGCCGUCAUGAUCAGUUGGACUAAGGAUGGGGUCCCUUUGGGGCCCGACAAUAGGACAGUGAUUAUUGGGGAGUACUUACAAAUUAAAGAUGCUUCACCCAGAGAUUCGGGCCUCUAUGCUUGCACUGCUAUUAGGACCCUAGACAGUGAUACUCUGUACUUCAUUGUAAAUGUUACAGAUGCUCUGUCUUCUGGGGAUGAUGAAGAUGACAAUGAUGGGUCUGAGGACUUUGUGAAUGACAGCAACCAGAUGAGGGCGCCUUAUUGGACACACACAGACAAAAUGGAGAAAAGGUUACACGCAGUGCCAGCAGCAAACACUGUCAAGUUUCGUUGCCCAGCCAUGGGAAACCCAACACCAACCAUGAGAUGGCUGAAAAAUGGGAAAGAGUUUAAACAAGAACAUCGUAUUGGCGGCUAUAAGGUCCGCAACCAGCACUGGAGUCUCAUCAUGGAGAGUGUAGUUCCUUCUGACAAAGGAAAUUACACGUGCAUCGUGGAAAACCAGUAUGGCUCCAUCAACCACACUUACCAUCUCGAUGUUGUCGAGCGAUCACCGCACCGGCCCAUCCUCCAAGCUGGCCUUCCAGCAAAUGCCUCAGCUGUAGUCGGAGGUGAUGUCGAGUUUGUCUGCAAAGUCUACAGUGAUGCUCAACCCCACAUUCAGUGGAUAAAACACGUAGAGAAGAAUGGCAGUAGAUACGGACCAGAUGGACUGCCUUACCUUCAGGUUUUAAAGGCUGCCGGUGUUAACACUACGGACAAAGAAAUUGAGGUUCUCUAUAUACGGAAUGUAACUUUUGAGGAUGCUGGGGAGUAUACAUGCUUGGCGGGUAAUUCUAUUGGGAUAUCCUUUCACACUGCAUGGUUGACAGUUCUGCCAGCUCCUGAAAAGGAAAAGGAAUAUCCAACAUCUCCAGACUACCUGGAAAUAGCAAUUUACUGCAUAGGGGUCUUCCUGAUCGCCUGCAUGGUGCUGACGGUCAUCCUGUGCCGCAUGAAGAACACCACCAAGAAGCCUGACUUCAGCAGCCAGCCCGCUGUCCACAAGCUGACAAAGCGAAUCCCUCUGCGCAGACAGGUAACAGUGUCGGCUGACUCGAGCUCCUCCAUGAACUCCAACACGCCUCUGGUGAGGAUAACUACUCGCCUGUCCUCCACUGCUGAUGCUCCAAUGCUGGCAGGGGUCUCAGAAUAUGAACUACCAGAGGACCCAAAAUGGGAGUUUCCAAGAGAUAAGCUGACGCUGGGUAAACCCCUGGGGGAAGGUUGCUUUGGGCAAGUGGUGAUGGCCGAAGCGGUGGGGAUUGACAAAGACCGGCCCAAAGAAGCAGUGACUGUGGCAGUGAAGAUGCUGAAAGAUGAUGCUACAGAAAAGGAUCUAUCCGACCUGGUGUCAGAGAUGGAGAUGAUGAAGAUGAUUGGGAAACAUAAAAAUAUCAUCAAUCUUCUUGGAGCCUGUACCCAGGAUGGUCCACUGUAUGUGAUUGUAGAAUAUGCUUCCAAAGGAAACCUGCGUGAGUACCUGCGAGCGCGCCGGCCUCCUGGGAUGGAGUACUCCUUUGAUAUUAACAGGGUCCCAGAGGAGCAGAUGACAUUCAAGGACUUGGUAUCCUGCACGUACCAGUUGGCAAGAGGCAUGGAAUACUUGGCUUCGCAAAAAUGUAUCCACCGAGACCUAGCUGCAAGAAAUGUUUUGGUAACUGAAAAUAAUGUCAUGAAAAUAGCAGACUUCGGUUUAGCCAGAGACAUCAACAAUAUAGAUUAUUAUAAAAAGACUACUAAUGGACGGCUUCCAGUAAAGUGGAUGGCUCCAGAAGCUCUGUUUGACAGAGUUUACACGCACCAAAGCGACGUAUGGUCGUUUGGUGUGUUAAUGUGGGAGAUCUUCACCUUAGGAGGAUCGCCCUACCCAGGAAUCCCAGUGGAGGAACUUUUUAAGCUGCUUAAAGAAGGGCACCGAAUGGAUAAACCUGCCAACUGCACCAAUGAACUCUAUAUGAUGAUGAGAGAUUGCUGGCAGGCUGUGCCUUCACAAAGACCAACUUUUAAACAGUUGGUAGAAGACUUGGAUCGGAUCCUUAUUCUCACAACUAAUGAGGAGUAUCUGGACCUCAGCGGACCUCUGGAGCAGUAUUCACCUAGCUACCCUGACACCAGGAGUUCGUGUUCUUCAGGUGAUGACUCUGUUUUUUCUCCUGAUCCAAUGCCUUAUGAACCUUGUCUUCCCAAGUACCAACACAUGAAUGGAAGCGUUAAAACAUGAAAAGAAGCAAGAACAUCAGGCUACCUACCACAUACAAAACAACAUCGUUUCUCCAGGACCCUAAAGAUUCUGCUUGUACAUAUGAAAUAUGGGAGAGAAAAAAAAAAAAAAAAA
Molecule: messenger RNA, 4412 nt
Organism: Phasianus colchicus (ring-necked pheasant)
Lineage: Eukaryota; Metazoa; Chordata; Aves; Galliformes; Phasianidae
Source: RefSeq, a predicted model, not a curated record